Messenger RNA from Plasmodium cynomolgi strain B, 1707 nucleotides. RefSeq lists its product as hypothetical. Bases 1 to 1707 code for a protein of 568 amino acids. The transcript has 2 exons. The record is from RefSeq and is a predicted model, not a curated record. Lineage: Eukaryota; Apicomplexa; Aconoidasida; Haemosporida; Plasmodiidae.
AUGAGCAGUCUUUUCCGACUUAAAUCACGCACUUGCAAACCAGCAGCUCGGAAAAAGUUACACAUUUUUUGCGACGAACAGAGCUACGCUGAAAAUUUGAUUCGUCUGUACAUAUACAAUCAGCUGGACGGAAAAAACACAAAUGAAAAAAAUGCAUAUAGAGAAAAUAUAAAUAAAUAUGUGGGAAAAGUAACAGCACAUUUAAAAAUUAACAGAGGGAAUGGUAACAUCAUAUUUUCUGUUCCCACCUUUUUGGACAUUUUCUUCUUUAAUUACUUCAAAUUUAAUCACAAAUCGAAAUUAGUGUUUCUGUACAGCGUGUUCAACAUUAAGACGCAAGAUAAGGCGCAAUUCUGUCUGAAGCAGGAGCAAAAUGAAAAAAAAAAAAAUUUUAACACACUUGAAAUACGUCUAAAGUACGUAAACAAAUUUUAUCAGUCAAAUGAUAGGGAAAAAAGAGACCUCACCAAUCAACAGCAAAAGGUUAAUUGUCCCCCCCAUGCCAUUAUCCCUCUAAGUAACAGAAGAACCUUCAUACAGGACAUACUAAACCAAACACAGAAUUUAAAAGAUUUGUCAAUUCUUAUUUGCAUUAUAAGAAAGGCAUCUUCAUUCCACACGUUCGAUUACUCCAAAAUAUUAGACGCCCUGUUGAGAAAGCUUUAUUCACAUAUUAGUAAUUUCUCCGUGGCAGUGAUACCCAACUGUACACGUAGUUUGAGGCACUGCGCGCCCCUAACCCUAAUCGAUAAGAGUAAAAUAGAACAAACCAAAACGGUAAAGAUACGGGACCUUCUUUAUUCCUUCUACCAAUUUGUCUACCUCCAGCGGGGCCAGAAAAUCCACUUUAUUUUUUUAAAAAUUCUGGCCAUCCUUGGCAAAAAUUACGCGCACCUUGGGAGGGGCGGCCAAAGCGCCUGGGGGGAAGCAGCGAAGGAAGAGAAUGCGAACGAAGGGACUACCCACCACCCUGCGACUAUCCACCCCCCCGUGACUACUCACUCCCCUGCUUGCAACCUCUUCCUCUCGAACAAAGACAUCGAGCAGCUGUUCUUCCUCCUCAGUAAGAAUGCCCCCCUGAACGGCCACUUUAUGCACCCCUUAGUUAUGCGCUUCUAUGUGAAGCUGUUCGCGCUGGGCCCCACAGUCACCUACUUUAGCAAAUUAAUUAAACAAAACAGUGAAGCAAGUUAUGCCUUCUGUCCGAUUUCUAUGUUCCCAAAGAGCUCUCCAUCCUAUCUCAAUUUUUUAAAAAAAACUGAUGUGAAAAAUUACUUCCACACUUUCUAUCAAACGCUAUGCAUCAAAUAUCUGUUAAAAAGAAGAAUAAAUUUUUGUGAAAAUAUGGGCACCUUUGACCAUUCUGCAUGCUCAGGUAUCACCCACUCACCUCGUCUGAGCCAUUUUGUACUUUACCGAAAUAUAGUUAACAAAAUAAUCGCUCGGUCUUUUUAUCUUUAUCAAGCGAAAGUCAAUCCAAAGGGGAAAUACAAUCACAAAUGGAUGCACACAACUACAAACAGGGCACGUCAAAAAUAUGAAAAAAAUUACAUCUAUGACUUUACCAAAUGUAAGUUUUUUUAUUUAACAUACAUCAGAGCAAUAAUUCGAGGAAGAAGAAGCGGAAAGCCACUCGGAAAAGGCGCACCACGUGGUCCUCGUGAAAAAGAAGCGGCACAGAAAUUAUCAACCCUAGCAGCAUCUUAG